Sinocyclocheilus grahami is the source of this 1617-nucleotide messenger RNA. RefSeq names its product adrenomedullin 2a (gene adm2a). The record is from RefSeq and is a predicted model, not a curated record. Lineage: Eukaryota; Metazoa; Chordata; Actinopteri; Cypriniformes; Cyprinidae. Gene Ontology annotation, biological process: regulation of systemic arterial blood pressure; adenylate cyclase-activating G protein-coupled receptor signaling pathway; positive regulation of heart rate. Gene Ontology annotation, cellular component: extracellular region. The transcript is spliced from 3 exons. Bases 224 to 712 code for a protein of 162 amino acids. Gene Ontology annotation, molecular function: hormone activity.
AUCUUGGCGAGCGCGUGCGCACCCGUGGGAAAAUCCUCGAGACAGUUUUGCGCGUGGCAUUAGAUCUUCACCUGAGAUAAAGGAACAGUUGAAACACCACAGUACCCCGAAGUUGGACUUUUGGUCUGACUUGGAAGUUUCAGUUGCUGGAAAUUCAAUAUUGUCCAGGUGCAUUGGAAGGUGCCUCCUGACCAAGGGGGCGUGAGAACAUUAUUCGCCCACGAUGAGAGCGCUUUUCCCGGUUUUUGUGUAUUGCAUCAGCCUGCUCUCCUCACAACUGCUGGCUCUACCGGUGAGAAACAGGUUGGACUUCAUGACAAGACUCCAUCAGCUAAGAGAGGAAAACACCAUCUCUCCAGAUGUUACUGAGCACCCAAACACUGACCAUGGCGUCUCCAUCGACCGCACCAUUCUAUGGAGGGCCAUUCUCUCCAAAUCACCACCUUCAGAUCCAACAAGAAACCAAUUCCACAUCGGUCAGCCAAUAGCAGGAGAGUCCACCAAAACGGGAGAGAACCCAAGACACAGAGGUCGUCGCAACGUGCACUCAAAAGGCCACCACAACCAUCAUCAUGCCCAACUGAUGCGUGUCGGAUGCGUCCUCGGUACCUGCCAGGUACAAAACCUCAGUCAUCGCCUUUACCAACUGGUCGGGCAAAGUGGACGCGAAGAGUCGCCCAUUAACCCACGCAGUCCACACAGCUACGGAUGAGUCUAGAGAGACGUCCGGCUAAAACUAAGACCAAGAAAACAGCGUUACACAUAUCUGUCCUGGUGUUUGUCUAUUUUAUUGCAAUAGGAUACUGCUGUAGUACUCUUUCCUCCUCUCUGCCUUGGUUUUCUGGAGUGUAUACUGUGCCUUUUUGGACAGAAAGGACCUCUUGUUACUUGAUGGCGAAUUUUGAAUUUGGUGCCUCUGAAACACUUUGACCCUGGCCUCUCAUUUUUUGGUACUCAAACAGAUUCUUUAUUUUCAUAUUGUCGUUAAGUCUUCAGAUAAGAGAUUAUUCCACAUUACGUCCCGACUCAUCUAAGGCUGUUAACUUCUACACCACUGAUCAAACCGGCUGAGCCUUUAAUGUGGAUUUCUGUCAAUGUGAGGCUCAUGUGUUCCAAAAAACUCUGAACCCUCUCACCUUGUGUCUCCAAAAGGCUUUUAAGAAGAAAGCAGACUUCGGAGGUGGUGCAAGACCACCAUCUGAUACCUUGUCACUUGAAUAGCUACUGCAACUUUGGGUUUAAAUGUUGGGUUUUAGACAAUGGCGAAUUGUCUGAAUUUAUAAACACAGUGGUCCCUUGGUUGAACCCGCAUAACAAUACAGUAGCAAUCGCCGUAGAAUCCGGAUUAACACAUUGUUGCUUCUCCGUGUGCUUUGAGGUCUGGCGCCUGACAUAUUACACUUCACGUGGUUCAUAAAGUCACGAGAAUGAGUUAUGAUCCGCAAGGUCUCAGUUUCAACUCCUGCUGGGCUUUGCCGCAUUUUAUAAACAGAAGCAAGACUUUUCGGAGCAUUUCUAAAUGAUGGUCAUAACUCACCCAUAAAUACCCAUAACCAAGGUUACAGCUCCAUAAUAGAGGCUAAAACUAGCUUAAGGGCUGCUUGAAAACCAUUUUGA